This is a messenger RNA of Myxocyprinus asiaticus (Chinese sucker), 5554 nucleotides long. Its product is annotated as protein FAM193A-like. NCBI's taxonomy places the organism in Eukaryota, Metazoa, Chordata, Actinopteri, Cypriniformes, Catostomidae. The transcript is spliced from 23 exons. The record is from RefSeq and is a predicted model, not a curated record. The coding region runs from base 164 to 4657 and encodes 1497 amino acids.
GAAUUUGAAGUCUGCUACACUCUGAGCAAGUCGGCAGGCUCUUACAUUAUAUCUGUUAAAAACACCUAAACGUCACCUGUACCAACAGCGCGAGCGCUGCCGUUGUACCCUAGACCCUGCUGGUAGUGUACGGAACGCUGUCUGUUUAUUUCGUGUGUUAAAAAUGAGUCCUACAGACGCCAAACGCGGAGCGAAGCGCAGGAAGAAUAAGCGGGGCGGCGGCACAGGGAAGGCCGGAGCUCCGCCAACACCCUACAGCGGCACCGCACACGGAGACUUGAGCACCAUCCCCAGCCUCAACGGAGAGGUUCCAGUAAAUGGCGCACCACAAUUUUCAGAAGGUCCAGUGAAUGCUGACUUCUCAGGAGUCCUUCAGACCCCGUUCACUUUCGGGGUAAACCAGAGGGCCCCCUACACCACAAGUGACCGUUGCCUUCUAUGUCGUAGCGAACGCAAGGACACCAUCUUCCAAGAUGUGGGAGGAUCCAUUCAGAAUGGCACUGCCCAGUCGCCCAAAUCUCCCAGUGCCCUGCAACUGCCUCUGUAUGUCUGCUCUGACUGCAAACGCACAGUGGAGAAGGACGACCGCCCACCCCCCCUCGACCAGUCUCUGUUGAAUCAGGACUUCCUAUUACACAUGCCGGUGAGUAAUGGCGGUUUAUCCCUGGAGCCUAUAGGGGCCGUAGGGAGACUGAAUGUCGGAGCACCAACAUUGCCUGCACCAGAUCUCAGUACUCCCCUCACUACAGACACAGUGUGUAGCUGUGAGGCCUGCUGUGAGCGAAGGGAGAUCACAGCUGAGUCAGAGCAGGAGUCACAACAGCUGCAGAAUCACUGGUCUGAAGUGCGAUACCUGGUCAGGUGCAUUUACCGUCAGACUGGGACUCCGCUGGCUGAUGAUCAGGAUCAUCCUCUCGACCGGGACAAAGAAAGCAUGAAGGAACUUGUUGACAGGCUCUGUGAGAAGGAUCCCUAUCAGUUAUAUCAGCGUCUGGAGCAGCAGGCGAGGGAGUAUGUGUUAGAGAUGAAAGUGCGACUACUCAAGCAUCUGUCUGUGGGCUCAAAGGCGACCGGUGCCAUGGCUCAGGGGCCCCCACAGGCUCACCAGUUCAUCUCACUGCUGCUAGAGGAGUACAAUGCACUCUGCCAGGCCGCCCGCACCAUCAGCAGCUUUUUGCUCACUCUGGAGAACGAGCAUUUACAGAAGUUCCAAGUUACAUGGGAGCUCCAUAAUAAGCACCUUUUUGAGAACCUGGUGUUCUCUGAACCCAUCUUGCACAACAGUCUACCUGCCUUAGUGACCCAGCUCAGGCAGGGGACAACAUCCCAUGACUCAUACAGUGAGGAUAUGUACCAUAUGCUGCUGGAGAGGUACCACCAGCUGGACCAGGAGAUGAGUGCAGUGGCUCUAGAAUGGCUGGAGUGCGAGAAGAGGAUUGACGACUAUGUCGAUGAGCAGUUGCUAUUCAAGGUUGAAGGUCAGAAUCUCACAAAUCAAAGGACUGAACCACAUAAGUCUUUAAUUAAUAGAAAUAUGUCUUUAAGAACUAAGCAAUGGAUGCUUAAAGAAGAUGCAGAGAUCUUCAAACAGAAAAGAUUUUUUGAAGAGCAGUUCUUACCGAACAGUAAGAUGUCUCUGGGUGGUGACAGUAAGUUCACAGACACAGUGAAACAGAUGCUGUCCUCCAGACUGAGUAUCCCAGACUGUCCCAACUGCAACUAUCGACGAAGAUGCACCUGUGAUGACUGCAGCCUGUCUCACAUCCUCACCUGUGGCAUCAUGGAUGCUCCUAUGGCAGAAAACAUGCAUCUGAAGCUGCCCCUGCACGCAGAGUCUCCUCGGGAUUACCUGUCUGAGGUGCACCCCCCUAGCAUGUCAUCGGGCAGCUCAGGGUCAGGCUCAGCCCCAGGCUCCCCCAUCACAAUCCAGCAACAUCCACGCCUCAUACUGCCACCGGAUGGCACCACCACAUUUAAUGAUGAAGUGCCUCCGUUGUCUGCCAUCUAUUCUCUGAGUGGGUACGAGGGCCCUGCAGUGGGGGCCAGCAUUAAUGGCAUCCACCGCCAGCUUAGUGGAGGGGAAGAGAGCAUGACCCUUAAAGAUAAAUCUCCACGGGGGAGCAGCAGUAGUAGCAGUUCCUCUGAAGGUGAUGAGGAGGAAGGGGAGAGUGGUGGAGAGCCUCCAUGCCAGAAGGAGGCACUCUCAGGACGUGACUGUCCUCCUCCAUCAUACCCUCACACACAGGUGGAGUGUGUACAGCAGCCAUGCGAGUGUCAUGUGUGUAAUCAGGGCUCUGUGGACAGUAGCCCCUCCAGCCUGAGCUCCACCUGCCUGCCUACCAGCAGGCUGCAUGCAGGGGGGCACCAGUUCUUCUCAGAGAAGACCCACCCCGCCCUCCACCUCUACCCCCACAUCCAUGGCCAUCUUCCUCUACACAACCUCUCCCACCUGCCCAGACCACUGCUGCCCACCCUCUACUCCACCCCUCCGCUCACACACAGCAAGACUCACCCUCCCACCCCCACGUCCAGUCACACAGGUGGAAAGCAGCAAGUGUUCAAUCCCACCCUACCAGAGCAUGUCUACCAGAGCUGCUUCAGCACUGCGGGGGACUGGAACGGCUCUUUGCCAUGCCCCUCGCUCAAGCUAGAGAACCUCUGGGACACACACAUGAUGAAAAACUGGAACCCUUCUAUGCUGCUCCAGGAGCCACUACCUGGUGACAUGCUGGGCCCUCCUCUUCCCGACAUGCCCCUUCUUUCCUCCAGUUUGGACACUGCUGCAACCCCCCACUCCACCCUAGAUGGCAAAGAGAAGAAUAAUGGGGCUAAGAAGAAGUGUCUUUUCAACUACCAAGAUGCCUUCAUGGAGGCCAGUGAAGUGAUGGCCACAUCCUCUGCCACCUCCUCUGUCUCCAGUACCACCACCACUUUCCAGUCGAAUGAAGUUUUCCAUAAUUUAGGUAAAGAGGACCAUAGACAUCCAUCUCCUGUUGCACCUAGGAAUAGCCCUACCAGUCUUGCAUCUCUUCCCCCUCUCUGUGGAACCUCACACCUCUCUGCACCCAGCACACACCUGCCCAGUAUAGGCACCCAGCCCUUCCCAAAGACUGUAACUCAGACCCCAGGCUUCAUGGAUGUCCAACAAGGUCUAUGCUUGUCAUCUGGUGAGCAGUCAACAGCCCAGGUCGACGGUCUAGUCAGUGGUCCAAAUAGCGUUUGCAGUGAUCCAGACUGUGAGGGUCAUCGCUGUGAAGGGAACGGAGGCUACGAGCACCAGCCGUAUGAAGGGGAGGAAAGCCCAGAUGAGGACAGCAGCUCAGAGCACAGCUCCUCCACAUCCACCUCCACCAAUCAGAAGGAAGGAAAGUACUGUGACUGCUGCUACUGUGAAUUCUUUGGUCACGGAGGGCCCCCUGCUGCACCCACCAGUAGAAACUAUGCAGAGAUGCGGGAGAAGUUGCGACUCAGGCUAACUAAGCGGAAGGAGGAACAGCCUAAGAAGGAAGAAUUGCUGCUGGAGCGGGAUGGGGUGGAAGACCAUCGCAGGGUGGAAGACCUACUGCAGUUCAUCAACAGUGCAGACAGCAAACCAACUAGCAGCUCCAAAGCAGCCAAACGUGCCCGCCACAAACAAAAGAAGCUGGAAGAGAAAACUCGUCUUGAGGCAGAGGCUCAGGAACUGGAGUUACAGCAACAGCUUCUGAAGGAACAGAGGAGGCGGCAGCAGGAGGAGGAGGCAGCGCUAAAGCAAGAGCUGCUCCGUCUGCAGGAAAUGCAGCAGUUGCGUGCAUCCAAGAAGAAGAAGAAGGAUAACAAAACCAAGGAGGCAACCAAGUCUGAAAAUCCUCCUCUCGUUCCAACAACCAACAACCCUCAGCCUCUUCGGCAGACAGCACAAAGUGUUUUGGAAAAGAACAUGCAGAACGGUAAAACACAGCUCCUGCAUAGUCUCAUCUGCCUCGGUCCCAAAGGGCCUCGUCUAGAACCUGAAUCCCCCACCUAUGGAAAGAACGGCACAUCCCAGCAGCCAAGGCCAAAGAUCUGCAAAGAGAGGCUUUCUGAGCUUCCUGCCCUCCAGAAUGGCACCACCUCCCAUCCAGAGUCAAUUCACAUCAAGGCCAAACCCAAACAGCAGGCAAAUGGCAAAACCAAUGGUGAGGCCACCAAGAGGCCAGCUGAGGCCUCCAAAGCUCCAGAACCUCCAAAAGCCGGCAAUGAGGCCAGCUGUCAAACUGACGCCAAAUCCAAGCAAAGAGCUUCAGAGGAGUCUGUAAAUGAGCUCAAAAGGGAGGAGAAGAGUAAUGGAAAAAAGCAUCAGAAUGGAGGGAAAGAUGAGUGGAACUCUCCUGUCAUUGAGUCUUCAGCUUUAGACGCUCCUCAGCAGAAUAGCAAAGUCCUCAACAACGAGUCCCCUCAGCCCAAAGGGAAGGUCAAGAAGAAUAAGAAGAAAAAAGGAGAUAAGAUGAAAAACUCAAUAGAUGAUGUAUUUCUGCCCAAAGACAUCGAUCUGGACAGUGGAGACAUUGACGAGACGGAGCGUGAGGUGGAAUAUUUCAAAAGGUUCUGCUUGGACUCUGCACGACAGACAAGACAGAGGUUGUCCAUCAACUGGUCCAAUUUUAGCUUGAAGAAGGCCACAUUUGCUGCCCACUAAUGGGUCUUCCUUUCAUGAGACAAUGGCAGGAAUCUAUUAGCAUUCCUCCCGAUUCUUCUCUCUCCCAUGUUCUUACAGUUCUUACUGCUGACCCCAGUGCUGCUAUGCUUCAACCGCUUCUCUGGUCUACAUUAUCCACGCUGCCUUGCCUUGUCCUUGUUGCUGAGGGUUCCUCAAAGAACCCAAAUUGGACUUGUAUUCCUGUAGUACUUCUGGAGAAAAAAAGAGCAAAGUCAAAAGAACACCACAAAAUGUUACUUUGAGUUUUUUUCUUUUUCCCCUGAGUUUUAUUUUGUUUUUCCCUUUUUCUUUUCAAUGUGUGUGCUUUUUGUCAGUGAGUUGGCUGUUUCACUUAGGUCUAUGCCAUGUUCUGGUUUUUCUCUGGCCUUCACAGUUGUCAAGAUGCUUUAUGUACUUAAAAGGCACUGCAAAAAAAGACAUUCUUAAAGAUGAAAAGUUGAAUUUAAAAUCAAAUCAGCUGUGGCUUUGCUCACUUUUGCACCUAGCACUGCACCUCCUCAACUCUUUGUCAAAAAAAUCAGACUGGUCAGCUUCAUUUCAUUGCUCCCUCUCUCUCCCUUUAUCAGGAGAAUGGCGAAUACUUGACAAUGUUCACAGCAGUUUUUAGUUCCUUUUAAAAAUUGUUCAGUGUAACAUCUGUGCUCAAGUUACCAUUUUAUUUUAUUUUUCUUCUUUUUUUUCAAACUUGUACCAAGCUUGUAUCAGAAUACUUUCAGAAUCAAAUCAAAAAGAACAAUACUCACACUAUCAAUCUGUUAUAGAGUGUAUAUUGUAUUAACACUGAAGCCAGACUGGCUACUUUUUAACAUAUUGUUAAGUAAUAUAAAAAUCUUGUCUUUCUUUUUGAAAGAUGGAAUACAGUAGAGUGGCAGGAUA